GAACUCUCCGAGUGUUCGACUAAACGACACCAUUACUAUUUGUUUAGUCUUAGCAGUGGUAGUGUUCUAAUUGUAUACAUUAUAUACAUCUAUAAAUUAGAGUUUAGUGACUAGGAAGAGUUCAUGGAUCCACUUUGGAAUUCAUCAUUUUUCAGACCAGAGGCACGGACUUCGCCUGAAACUCGACUGUUAGGAUGGAACGUCCCGCCAAACGAUCUAAGAUAUAUCCACGAACAUUGGCUUGUAUACCCAGAACCACCAGCUUCCAUGCACUAUUUGUUGGCAAUAGUCUACAUGUUUUUCUUUUUCGCAUCCAUGAUUGGUAAUGGACUUGUGAUAUGGGUCUUUCUAAGUGCGAAAUCACUACGGACACCAUCCAAUGUUUUCGUUGUUAAUUUGGCCAUUUGUGACUUCUUGAUGAUGAUAAAAGCGCCAAUUUUUAUAUACAACUCAUUCCGGAAGGGUUUUGCUCUGGGACCCGGAGGAUGUCAGGUAUUCGCUUUUAUUGGAGCCAUGUCAGGAAUUGGAGCAGGAAUGACAAAUGCAUUUAUUGCAAGUGAUCGAUACAAUGUGAUUGCACGACCGCUGGAGGGAAAGCUAAGUCAUACCAAGGCUUUUUUGAUGGUGAUGCUAAUUUGGCUUUAUGCUACACCGUGGGCUGUUCUACCGCUAGUGGAGUUUUGGGGAAGAUUCGUACCAGAGGGUUACCUGACAUCAUGCACUUUCGACUACUUAACCGACAACUUCGACACAAAGCUGUUCGUAGGAUCGAUUUUCACCUGCAGCUACGUUAUCCCGAUGAUUAUGAUCAUCUAUUUCUACAGUCAGAUCGUGAGCCACGUCUUUAGUCAUGAAAAGGCACUCCGCGAACAGGCCAAAAAGAUGAAUGUAGAGUCACUGCGCUCAAACCAGGACAAAAAUAAACAAUCUGCUGAAAUACGGAUAGCAAAAGCUGCUAUAACUAUUUGCUUUUUGUUCGUCGCUUCGUGGACUCCUUAUGGCGUGAUGUCCUUAAUUGGGGCAUUCGGAGAUCGAAAUCUUCUUACACCCGGAGUCACAAUGAUUCCAGCUUGCACAUGCAAACUAGUGGCCUGUAUAGAUCCUUACGUGUACGCGAUAAGCCAUCCGAAAUACCGAAUUGAAUUGCAAAAGAGAUUACCAUGGCUGGCCAUCAAUGAGAAAGAACCCGAGACCGCGUCCACCAAUACAGCAACCACCGCUGAAAACAAUACAACGGCAGCGUAAAGUGUUGACUAAAUUUAGGUUGUAAAAGUUAUCUUUUAUCUAAUUGAAUAAUACAAUUUAGUAUAAACAAAUUAGUUUGUAAAAUGAUACGGAAGGAAACAACGACGACAUUUGCUUUGACAACGGAAUAUGAUAUACUACAAAUCUCACACAAACGACAAAUUCAAAUUUUUUGUAUUAUUUUGUAGCCUUUUUAUUUGAGCGAAUAAAGUUCUAGUCAUUAUUGCAACAAUUUAA
Messenger RNA from Hermetia illucens (black soldier fly), 1482 nucleotides. RefSeq names its product opsin Rh4-like. The transcript has 4 exons. The coding region runs from base 124 to 1245 and encodes 373 amino acids. Gene Ontology annotation, molecular function: G protein-coupled receptor activity. Gene Ontology annotation, biological process: visual perception; G protein-coupled receptor signaling pathway. Lineage: Eukaryota; Metazoa; Arthropoda; Insecta; Diptera; Stratiomyidae. The record is from RefSeq and is a predicted model, not a curated record. Gene Ontology annotation, cellular component: membrane.